AUGCAUCUACUGAGCAAAGCUGCUGUCCUCCUCCUGGCGCUCAACGUCAGCGCCAGACCCAUCGAGGAGCCUCCUGCGCAGACAACAGCGCCCGCCGGGUAUGGAGACUAUAAGGAUUAUGGCUCCUAUGGCAAGUACGGUGACUACGGUCACUACAAGCGUGACGAGGAGCCCAGCCCCACGACCACAUGCACCGAAACAGAAACUCCCACUCCAGCAAACUACGGAGACUACGGAGACUACGGCAACUAUGGUCAAUAUGGGGACUAUGGUCACUACAAGCGUGGCGAAGAGCCCACUACAACCACCACAACCACCACUGAGACCCCAAGUCCCUCUCCAGCAAACUACGGAAACUAUGGUCAAUAUGGGGACUAUGGUCACUACAAACGUGACGAAGAGCCCACCGCAACCACCACUGAGACACCAACUCCCUCUCCCACUCCCGCCGACUACGGCAACUAUGGAGACUACGGCAACUACGGCAAGUAUGGGGACUACGGACAGUACAAAGUGAAGAGAGACGACGAGCCUCGCACGACUACCACCGAGACCCCGACUCCCUCUCCCACUCCCGCCGACUAUGGUGACUAUGGCAACUAUGGCAACUAUGGCAAUUACGGCACCUACGAGAACUACUAG
Aspergillus fumigatus Af293 is the source of this 642-nucleotide messenger RNA. RefSeq lists its product as uncharacterized. Lineage: Eukaryota; Fungi; Ascomycota; Eurotiomycetes; Eurotiales; Aspergillaceae. The record is from RefSeq and is a predicted model, not a curated record.